This is a messenger RNA of Cooperia oncophora, 759 nucleotides long. The record is from the annotation of a GenBank genome assembly. NCBI's taxonomy places the organism in Eukaryota, Metazoa, Nematoda, Chromadorea, Rhabditida, Trichostrongylidae.
AUGGCGAUGUGUGGAGAUGACGACACACGAUUACGUCCACCACCUCCACCAUCCAUGCUGAAAAGCUACGCUUCCGUGGCUGCAAUAGGGGUACCCCCACGACCACAUCGAAACUCCUCGUCACUUAGUCGAGAGUCAUCGUCCUAUACUGACUACGCCACAGACUUGACCGAGAUGGAACUUCGUGCUUUCAUUGCUGCGACGUUGCAUAAAAAUCCACGAGAUCGAUCUUUGAUAUUAGAGCUGGAGCAGCUGUUCAUUGAUUUCCUCAACAAUUUUGGGGAACAAUCAAUGAAACUGCCACCGGUGUCGUCAUAUAACCGUAUGAUAAUACACCGGCUAGCCGUACUCUUUGGACUCGAUCAUAACGUCGACAACAGCGGAAAAUGUGUGGUAGUAUCGAAGACGUCCAAGUCUAAGCAGCCAUCAUUUCUGUUUACGAGCCUUAUUCAAAGCAACAUUUACACUGAUACUCGAAGGUACUACAAUGGUGUUUGGAAUUAUGGAGAGCCGAAAGCACAAUCGUUCGAUGCUGGAUACGCAGUCCCACAAGUCGAGUAUGAGCCAGCGUACCAGCCAUGGUCAUGGACUAGCGGAAACCAUCGAUCAUUCGAGAAAAACACGCAACAUUACUAUCCAAAGGCUGGUAGCUUCAGUGGUGUACCGGCGUACUAUCGAGGUGGCAACGGCUCUACGGAGGCUUACGAUCGGUUACACAGCAAUAAUGGACAUGCACAUUCACUGGCAUCUUGUAAGUAG